Messenger RNA from Hordeum vulgare subsp. vulgare (domesticated barley), 1498 nucleotides. RefSeq names its product putative hydrolase C777.06c. The record is from RefSeq and is a predicted model, not a curated record. The coding region runs from base 143 to 1255 and encodes 370 amino acids. The transcript is spliced from 12 exons. Lineage: Eukaryota; Viridiplantae; Streptophyta; Magnoliopsida; Poales; Poaceae.
ACGCCGGGCCCACUUGCCAGCGUCGCUCCCUCCCGCCCGGCGGACAGAGAGGGCGACAGGUGGCCAGCGUCCACGGAGACCCCGUCGUUACCGACUCGCCGGCCGCCGCCGCAAGGCAGACAGACGCAUCCGCGCUCUCCCGAUGUCUGGGGCGACCGCAGCUCUCCUGCGCGCCCACCGCGUGCCCAUGCUGCAUUCGCCCUUCGCGUGCUCGCUCGCCGCCGCGCGCUCCCUGGGCGCGCAUCUCCCUCUCCGCGCCCCGGCGCCCGCCGCGCCGCUCUCCUCCCGCCUCCCCCUCGCGCGCCUCCGCUCCGGCGCUUCGCCGCGCUUCUUCUCCUCCUCCUGCGGCGCCCCUGGCAGCGCUGUCUCUUCCUCGGCGGCGGAGCACGAGGAGCCGCGCAAGUCGGAGCUCAUCUUCCUCGGCACGGGCACCAGCGAGGGCGUCCCGCGCGUCAGCUGCCUCACCCACCCCUCCAAGACCUGCCCCGUUUGCACCAAGGCAGCAGAGCCGGGGAACCGGAACCGAAGGCGCAACACCUCCAUUCUCCUGCGCCAUGUCACGCCGUCUCGCACUUCUAACAUCCUCAUCGAUGCUGGCAAGUUUUUCUACCAUUCCGCGCUCCAGUGGUUCCCUGCUUUUGGGUUGAGGGAGAUUGAUGCUGUCAUUAUUACUCAUUCUCAUGCUGAUGCAAUUGGAGGCCUUGAUUGUCUUCGUGAUUGGACGAACAAUGUCCAGCCCUCCAUCCCAAUUUAUGUGGCACCGCGUGAUUAUGAGGUGAUGAAGAUGACACACCACUAUUUGGUCGACACAAGUACGGUUAUACCUGGAGCUGCAGUUUCAACAUUACAGUUCAACAUUAUAAACGAGGAACCAUUUACCGUUCAGGAUCUUGAGGUAAUUCCUUUGCCUGUAUGGCAUGGUCAGGGUUACCGUUCCCUUGGUUUCCGUUUUGGUGACAUAUGCUACAUAAGUGAUGUCAGUGAUAUACCUGACGAAACCUACAAACUUCUGGAAGACUGUCAACUUCUUAUAUUGGAUGCUCUUAGACCUGAUCGUUCUUCUUCAACACACUUUGGAUUACCUAGGGCCCUCGAGGAAGUCAGGAAAAUCAAACCAAAGAGAACACUGUUUACCGGGAUGAUGCAUUUAAUGGACCAUGAGAAAGUGAACGAUGAUCUUGCCAGGCUGAUGGAAACAGAGGGGCUUGACGUCCAGCUUAGCUAUGAUGGUCUCAGUAUACCUGUAAGGCUCUAGAACAAUUGGGCACACGCGAUAUGUUAAUCUUUUGGGCACUGUUGAACGGCAGUUGCAGAUUUUCUGUAGUUUCAUUUCAGUAAAAUGAUCACAACAUGUAAUCCGUCAAACUCCUCACGUCAAGCUUUCCUUUUACUUAUCUUUCUUCCCCCACCCCUCCUCCUCAACAGAGGAAUCAUAUGUACUAGCAAAUUUAGUCCUUACAUCGCUGAUGAAAUUAAGUUUCAGCAGUGGUUUGUUUAA